This is a messenger RNA of Lethenteron reissneri (Far Eastern brook lamprey), 1616 nucleotides long. Its product is annotated as transmembrane protein 198-like. Gene Ontology annotation, cellular component: plasma membrane. The record is from RefSeq and is a predicted model, not a curated record. Lineage: Eukaryota; Metazoa; Chordata; Hyperoartia; Petromyzontiformes; Petromyzontidae.
CCUUAGCACCCCACCCAACCCGCGCCGGUUCCCGGUGUGCAGGGCAGGUGGGGCGAACCGGCGCCAGCCUCCCCAUGAGCUCGUGAUGGAACGGCUGCUCUCUCCGUCAGCUGAGGAAUCCCGAUGGCUCUUGCAAGGCUGGCUCCACGAAACAGCAGACAAAGGCCUAUUGUGGACCACGCCUGUGCCCGUGCUUUGCCCGUGCUAAGCCCUGCGGCAUGAUGACGACGUAAAAGGAGAGCCACAGCGAGGUCACAAGCGGGACCGCCCCGUCCCCCGUUCUGCCACCAUGACCUCCCCGGCCCCCAUCGAUGCUGCCGCCGCCCCCACAGCCCCGACACCGACUCCUGCGGCGAGGCCCUAUGGCCUGGACUGGGUGCCGGAGGGCGGCGUGUGGAGCAACUGCAAGGACGAGAUCGAGCGCUCGUACACUGUGGUGCCCACCGCCAUCUGCGGCACGUGCUGCGUCUUCGGCAUCGUCUACUGCUUCUUCGGUUACCGCUGCAUCAAGGCAGUGAUGUUCCUGACAGGCCUCAUGUUCGGCUCCGUCGUCAUCUUCCUGUUGUGCCACAAGGAGCGUGUGCUGGACACAGAACUGACGCUCGAGGCCAGUGCGGGCAUCGGCCUGGCCAUCGGCCUGCUCUGCGGCCUCGUGACUAUGCUAGUUCGCACAGUCGGCCUCUUCACCACGGGUCUCCUGCUGGGCCUGCUGCUGGCCGCCACGACCCUUGUGGCCAUCGAGCCCUACUACCGGCCGCCCACCGCCUGGGUGCCGCUGGGCGCGCUUGUGGGCUCGGGGAUGCUCUUCGCAGUGCUCACGCUGCAGUGGCCCAAGCCCUUCGUGGUCCUCUCCACGUCGGCGUUCGGAGCGGCCGUUGUGACCGCCGCUGUCGACUACUUUGUGGAGAUGUUCGCACUUGUGCGCUAUGCCUCCGACAGGCUGCGCUCGCCCAACAGCGCUAGCGCGACAUUCUGCUGGUACAGCUGGGCCGUGCUGUCCGUGUGGCCCACGCUCGGCCUGCUGGGCAUCCUCGUGCAGUGGAAGGUGACGGCCGAGAGGCCCAACCAUGCCGAAGUGAUAAUCAGGCACCGGCAAAAGCGCGUGCAGAUGAUGCGGAUCCGACAGCAGAAGCAGCAACAGCACGCGGGCAAGCGGCAGCGCGUCCCCCCUGAGGGCAUUUACCGCCGCAAGCCGUGCCCCGUGCGCCGCUUCACAGGAGAUGUGCUGCCUCCGAGCUACAUCCAGAGCCUGCGCGAGCGGCAGCACGACGCGUCCAUGAGCAGCCUGAGCGGAGCGGCGGCGGGGCCCCACACCACUGUGGACGUGGAGUACGACUGCGGCUCCAUGGUGCCACUCACUGCCCCCAUGAGCAGUUCCGCGGUGCGCGCGUGACGCUCGGCACCGCGCGCGCACGUGCGCAGUGGCAGCGUUGCACGCAUUCAAACAUGAGCAAGUACUUAUUUCUAGAUUUGAAGCUUUCGUGACUGGCAAGGAUUCAUACUCUUAGGUUUUUUUCGGUAAAGUCACGUAGGUAAAAAUAAAUAAUGGAAAUAAUAUAAAUAAUAAUAGAAAUGAAAAAUAUAAUUUCUAUUGUACUUGGUCACACUCCUAGGUU